Molecule: messenger RNA, 345 nt
Organism: Nematocida ausubeli
Lineage: Eukaryota; Fungi; Microsporidia
Exons: 1
Coding region: 1-345 (114 amino acids)
Cellular component (GO): catalytic step 2 spliceosome; U6 snRNP; spliceosomal tri-snRNP complex
Molecular function (GO): RNA binding
Source: RefSeq, a predicted model, not a curated record
AUGCAAGAAGAUGAGAAGGCAAGUAAACGAGACCAGGUCUUUGACUUGGAAAAAUACGUAGGAAAGAAGGUACGAAUAUGCUUUUUUGGCGGGAUAGAAGUGACUGGGUGUCUAUUGGGGUAUGACCAGCUGCUAAAUAUAGUCCUGGGGGAUGGAAAAAUGGCGUCUUUUUCAGAGCAGGAGGAUAAAAGCCUGGACUUAGGAGAGCUUAUGCAGGAGGCUCCAUCCAGCAUGAUGUGCAAAGGAGUGUCAAUAUGCUCUAUAGAUCUUAUGACGGCGCCUGAGAGCGCAGAGGAGUAUGCAUAUCCAGAAAAUGCAUAUUAUACAAUAGGCAGCAGAGGCUAG